Molecule: messenger RNA, 2745 nt
Organism: Drosophila montana
Lineage: Eukaryota; Metazoa; Arthropoda; Insecta; Diptera; Drosophilidae
Exons: 8
Coding region: 98-2614 (838 amino acids)
Source: RefSeq, a predicted model, not a curated record
UAGAGAAUUAUUAGAAUCGUGCUGGUAACUACAGGAAACACAACUGCGCAACGUAACGAUUCUGUCAAUAUUUUAAUAGCUCAAUUAUUAACUGAAAAUGGCGACAGAAUCAAAGCCCGAUACCACAGCAAGCAAUGUGCCCGACUGGGUGCAGGCCGAACUUUUUCUGGAUGUACUGAGAGAAUCGGUUAAGGGGUUCUCAAAAAUAAAGAGCUUCAAGGCCGCCAGCGGAUCGGCAGCAGGUGAAAACUAUGCGACGAUCAUGUUGCGUUUGAAUAUAGAAGUCGAACUGGAGGAUGGCAAGGAGAAAUCAGUCUCCUAUAUGCUCAAACUGCCGCAUCAAAUGGAGAUCUAUAAAAAGAUGAUGGAGGGCAACAAUAUAUUUGCGAUUGAGUUUACCAUGUACAAAACGAUUGUGCCCGAGCUGGAACAAAUUUAUCGUGACGCCGGAGUGGAGGUGAAAUUCGGUGCCAAGGCCUAUGAGCUGAAGGGCGCUAAAACAGAUUACAUACUGCUUGAGGAUCUGGCACCUAGGGGUUUUAAGAACACCAAUCGCACGGAGGGCUUGGAUCAGGAACAUACAGAGUGUGCUCUGAAAAGGUUAUCCAUGUGGCAUGCCGCUUCCGCGAUGCGUGUUGCCACCAAGGGAGCCUAUCCAGAGAACUUGACGGUUGGUUUCUACAAGGAGGAACUGCGUCCAAUGAUAGCUGAGAUGAAUAGUAAUUUAACAAAGAAUUUUCUUAGCAGCGUUAAGCUGUACGAAGGAAAUGAGGAUUACAUAGAAAAACUGAGAGAUUUGGAGACCAAUACCACUGAUCAAAUGUUCAAAAUGACCAAGGUAGAUCACAAUAACUUUAAUGUGCUGAAUCAUGGUGACUUUUGGAGCAACAAUAUGAUGUUCUCACACGACGCCUUUGGAAAAAUCAAGGAUAUAUGUUUAGUCGAUUUCCAAAUGCCAAAGUGGGGCGUAGUAGCACAAGAUUUAUACUACUUUCUCCUGUCCUCAACUAAGCUCGAGGAUAAGCUGACGAAAUUCGAUUACUACAUCAAGUUCUAUCAUGAUAGUCUUGUUGAAAACCUAAAGACACUGAAGUAUCCGAAAACUCUGCCUACAUUACGCGAAUUGCACAUGACCCUCUACAAGUAUGGCUUCUGGGGUUACCUGACCGCCACAGGUGUUAUGAGCGCCGUUCUGGUCGAUCCCACCGAAACGGCCAGCUUUGAGAACUUCCUCAGCGACUCCACAGAAGGCACCGACUUUAAGACCUUGCUCUAUACCAAUCCACGAUAUCGUAAACAUAUCCAGGCCAUAUUGCCUUGGUUGUUAAAUCGUGGCGCCAUUGAAGGAUUCACAAAAAUGUCCGCCGAAUCCAAACCCGACCCAUCCCCCAAGAACGUGCCCGAUUGGGUGCAGGCCGAAACAUUUUUGGAUGUGCUCAAAGAAUCGGUUAAGGGGUUCUCAAAAAUCAAGAAAUUCAAGGCUAACAGCGGAUCGGCGGCUGGCGAAAACUAUGCGACGGUCGUGUUGCGUCUAAAUAUAGACGUCGAGCUGGAGGAUGGCACUGUCAAGGCCGUAUCCUAUAUGCUUAAGGUGCCGCAUCAACUGGAAAUGUUUCAGGCAAUGAUGGAGCAUACUAAAAGUAUCUUUGAUAUAGAACGCAAUAUGUAUAAUAUCCAUGUGCCCGAGAUGGAACAAUUGUAUCGUAAUGCUGGUGUGGACAUCAAAUUCGGUGCUCAGGCGUAUACUGUAAAGGGUGCUGAAACAGAGUAUAUACUACUUGAGGAUCUGGCGCCGAGGGGUUUCAAGAACUCUAAUCGGCUGGAGGGUUUGGAUCAGGGGCACACCGAAGCUGCUCUGCGUAAGUUGUCCAUGUGGCAUGCCGCCUCCGCAGUGCGUGUGGCCAACAAGGGUGUCUAUCCGGAUCAGCUUAUGGUUGGCUUCUACAAGGAAGAAAACCGUGUAAUGAUGUCCGAGAUGAACAAACAAUUGACCCAGAAUUUUCUCAAGUGCUGUGCAACCUACGAGGGCAAUGAAGAGUAUAUAGAGAAAGUGCGAGCUCUGCAGCCCAAGAUAAAUAAUGAACUCUUUAAAAAGUCCAACAUCGAUACCAACGAAUUCAAUGCACUAAACCAUGGUGACUGUUGGAGCAACAAUAUAAUGUUUUCACACGACUCCUUUGGAAAAAUCAAGGAAACCAGUCUGGUGGACUUUCAAUUACCGAAAUUCGGUUCGGUGGCGCAGGAUUUGUACUACUUUCUGCUGUCCUCAACCAAAUUCGAGGAUAAGCUCACCAAGUUCGAUUACUAUAUCAAGUUCUAUCAUGAAAAUCUUUCGGAAAAUCUAAGACUAUUGAAAUAUCCUAAAGUCGUGCCUACGCUUCGUGACAUACACCAAUCGCUUUUCAAGCAUGGAAUUUGGGGCUUUAUUACCGCAACGACCAUUAUGAGCGGCAUUCUACUGGAUCCCUCAGAAGCCGCCAAUAUUGAAAACUUUUUAAGUGAUUCCGCUGAGGGCAACGAUUUGAAAACCCUGCUCUAUUCCAACGCACGCUAUCGCAAACAUAUCCAAGUGGUGUUGCCUUGGCUUCAUAAUCGUGGCGCUCUCGAAAUAUAAAUUUAUAUUUAGAAGCGUUUUAUACCAAAAUCGUAAACAUUUCUGCUAUCGACAGUUUGAUCAAUAAUUUCCUUAUCGGUAUUAGAUUAUUGUAAAAAGUAUUGUCAAAUAAAUUUUAUUUGUGAAUCGGA